UCCUGUGCUGUUAUUCCCAGGCUUGCUAGCUGGCAGUGAAGGCUACUGCUCUGUUCUGUUCUGAUCUCUCUGCUCUGAUGGGGUUUACGACCCACAGAGUCAGGGCUUGGGGUCCUGAGGGCACUGAGUGCUUCUGUCGCUGAUCCCUGACCCCCUCUAUUCCUCUCUCCCACUGGGCAUUGCUCUACCAUACCAACCCCCUACAACUUACCAACGUAGCUGUGGCUGCUAACGCAUGCUAUCCGACGGCUAAGGAUCGAACCUCAACGAGAAGGCUAACUGGACAGCUCAUGGAUUGCUAACAGAUUGCUAAUUGGAAGCUAACCAGAACUGAACCAGAAGCUACACGGACUUCUAAUCAGGCUCUAACUGGACUGCUAAAGGAUCAGUAACCAGCUUUCAGCCCCCUCCGCCGCUCUCCGCUCACCCAAGAACGACUGAUCUGGCCAGGGGAUAUGACAGCUGUAGUAGCAGUAUCUAUCCUCCUCUCCCUCCUCCUCCCUCUAUCCCUCUCCUGUCCUAAGGGGUGUGUCUGUGACGGCCGGACGAAAGUCGUCGACUGCCGAGGGCGGGGUUUAUAUGACAUCCCUCGCCAUCUCCAACCCGACACUUUAGAACUCCAUCUCCAAGACAACCGUAUCCGAGGGCUGGGUUCCAUGGCAUUCCGAGACACGCCCCUGCUGCGUGUUUUGGACCUAUCCAAUAACUCUAUCACGUCUGUGUCUCCCUCUACACUACUCGGUCUGAGAGGGCUACAACGUCUCAGUCUGGCCAGUAACGCCCUGAGAGAACUGGACAGAAGACUGCUAGGGCCAAUACGAUCUCUAUCACACCUAGAUCUGUCCCACAACAGUCUGACGGGUCUGCCUGGUGCUAUGGGGGAGAGCCUGAGGAACCUGUCCCAGCUAGGGCUAGCCCACAACAGGCUGCAGCGGCUGGACAAGUCCCUACUGGAAAACCUGGAGGGCCUGGGUCACCUAAGCCUGAGAGGGAACCCCUGGAGGUGUGACUGCCAGGUCAUAGGCCUCAAACUGUGGCUGGAGACCUUCCUCUUCAGAGGUGGAGUGGUGGAUGAGGUCUCCUGCUCCCAACCAGAGGAGAUGAAGGACAAAGAUCUCCAGAAUGUUCCCUACCAGCUCUUCCAUUCCUGUAUGACCACCAGCUACAACUACCUGUUCUCCAACAUACACCACCUGGAGUCUGACAGGUCCAACAGGGGUCACACCCACGGCAACACACAUGGCAAUGGCAACCCGCACGGCCCCCUGGGAAUGGGGGAGGGGUAUGGAGGAGGGGGGAGUGGUCUCCCUGAGUGCGAGCCCAAGCAGAGACCUCGCCCGGUGAACCUGCGUCAUGCCAUCGCCACGGUGAUCGUGACUGGCGUGGUGUGUGGCAUCGUGUUGAUGAUGAUGCUGGCUGCAGCGGUGUACGGCUGUGCCUACGCCGCCCUCAUGGCCAAGUACCAGCGGGAGCUGAAGAAGAGUGAGGAGACGAGUAAGGGCGAUCACGGCAGCGCAGACGAGAAGGAGCCACUGGAGAACGCUAUCGCCUAGGAGAUGGGAUUGAGUGAACUGUGAACGUUAACCCAGAAACUUUGAAUCUGUAACUUUGAACCCUGUACCUGAAACUACUGUCAUAGGUGUGUGUGUGUGUGCGUGUACCCUGACUUAAAACUCAAAUCUUCAGCUUGAACUUUAACCUCUAGUCCCGUGGACUAAACUGGGACCUGACCCAAAACCUUUGUCACCCUACCCAUAACUCAUACCUGGUCUACACCUUAACCAGAGGACAGGACAGCACAUAUCAACCACAGCUGGAGAAAGCCAUCGCCUGUGACAGGUUUUGUUGGUAUCAAUAGUUCACCUCAUAGUGAAAGUUGUAAUGUUAUUUCCCAACACAACAUACCCCCCAUGUUGUCCCAUCCAAAACUACUAAAUGCAAAUAAGAGAACUACAGACCAUAUCUACUGAGAGUUGAAAUCAGAACAAAGUUAGCACUUCAGAAGGGAAAGCGAGAAAGGAAGCUAGAAACGUCUUGUGCAGUAUUUACCAAGCUUACAUAUCUACACUCCUUUACUUUACACUGAUUGAACACGUUGUAAUGUAUCUCUCUGGAUUAUAACCAGUAAGACUGCUGUGGUGUGGAGCGGAGGCUUGGUACAUCAGGUGCUGUUAAUAUAUACUCGGCAAGGCACACAUCUUUAGAUCUCUGUGUCUGGGGUCUCCCAAAUAUAUCACAACAUAUCAAUUCCAUUUCCUCUGAGGGUAGUACAAAUGGAUAGAAAACAUGUUGAUAAAUGUUUUGUUUGUUGAUUGUGUAAAAUGUUAUCUUCUGAAUUAUUAGUAGUUUGUAUUUUGUUUGGUUUUCUUUGUAAACUAUUGUUCAUAUCUUUUGAUUCUGUCUAAUUUUGAAGUGCAGAUUCUUAGUAGGCAGCUAUAACGUGUGUGUGCUUUUUAACGUUUUAUUUCACCUUUAUUUAACCAGGAAAAUACCCUUUAGGUAAGAAACCUCUUUUGGGAGGGUGACCUGGCCAAGAGGUUUGUGUGUGUGUGCGUGUGUGUGUGUGUAUGUGUGCGUGUGUGUGUGUAUGUAUGUGCGUGUGUAUGUGUGUGUGUGCGUGUGUGUGUGUGUGUACGUGCGUGUGUAUGUGUGUGUGUGUGUGUGUGUGUGUGUGUGUGUGUGUACGUGCGUGUGUAUGUGUGUGUGUGUGUGUGUGUGUGUGUGUGUGUGUGUGUGUGUGUGUGUGUGUGUGUGUGUGUGUGUGUGUGUGUGUGUGUGUGUGUGUGUGUGUGUGUGUGUGUGUGUGCGCUGAAGGAGAAAAUAUGCAUAUUUUCCUUAAUGUGUGGAAGAUGGAUGAUUCUACAAGCAAUAAUGAAACAAAACUAAAAUAAC
Molecule: messenger RNA, 2892 nt
Organism: Salvelinus fontinalis (brook trout)
Lineage: Eukaryota; Metazoa; Chordata; Actinopteri; Salmoniformes; Salmonidae
Gene: lrtm1
Product: leucine-rich repeat and transmembrane domain-containing protein 1
Exons: 4
Coding region: 456-1553 (365 amino acids)
Molecular function (GO): protein binding
Source: RefSeq, a predicted model, not a curated record